CCUUUUUCUUUUUUUUUUUUUAAACUAUACUCCAAUAUAUAAAAUUUAACGAUGGUCAACGAAAAGAAGGAAGAAAAACCCACUCAAGUCGAACCCAAGGUCGAGGAAAAGUCCCCCAAAGAUAAAAAGGACAAAAAUGAAAAGAAAGAAGAAGAGGAAGAUUUGUCUGAGGAAGAUCAACAAUUAAAGAGCGAAUUAGAAUUGAUGGUGGAGCGUUUGCAGGAUGACAAGAAGGAACUUCAUCGUCCUGCACUUGAACAUUUACGUACAGCCAUCCGUACAUCCACCAGCUCCAUGACAUCUGUUCCUAAACCCUUGAAGUUCUUGAGUAAAUACUACAGUUUAUUAAAGAAACUUCAUGAGUCUUGGCCCGAUUCUCCUGAUAAGAAGCUUUUUGCCGAUAUCUUAUCUGUACUGUCAAUGUCAUAUGCCGAGGAAGGUCAAUGUGAGACUUUGAGAUAUAGAUUCUUAGGCUCCACUGAAGAGGAAAUCGGUUCUUGGGGUCAUGAAUACGUUCGUCAUUUGUCAGGCGAAAUUAUGCAAGAAUAUCAAUCACGUUUAGAAAGCGAUCAAUCCACAGAAGAGUUAAUCCGUUUAGCUUUGGAAAUCGUCCCCUUUUUCCUCAAGCACAACGCUGAAGCAGAUGCCGUUGAUCUCUUAUUGGAAGUCGAAUCUAUUGAUCAACUUUCUCGUUUUGUCGACAAGGAUACCUAUGAGCGUGUCUGUCUUUAUAUGGCUGGUUGUGUCAAUUUAUUGGCUCCCCCUGAUGAUCUUGAUUUCCUCAAGACUGCUCGUGCCAUUUACCGUCAACAAGGAAAAUAUGCGCAAGCACUCAACUUGUCUAUUCGUGUUGGUGAUAUGGAAUUGAUCAAGGAAGAUUUCGAACAAUGCCCUGAUCCAUCUCUCAAGAAGCAAAUGGCAUUCCAACUUGCUCGUCAACAAAUUCACAUUGAAACCGAGGAUGCUGAUUUAAAUGGAUGUAUUAACAACACCAACCUCUCGCGUUAUUUCCUUGCACUUGCCCGUGAAUUAGAUGUGAUGGAACCCAAGGUCCCCGAGGAUAUUUACAAGAGUCAUUUGGAAAACCAUCGCACUGCUUUCAGCAGCAAUAUUGAUUCCGCUCGUAACAACUUGUCUUCUACCUUUGUCAAUGCAUUUGUCAAUGCCGCUUUUUGUAAGGAUAAGUUGAUGGUGACUGAGGAUGAAAAUGAUUCCUCUUGGAUCUACAAGACCAAGGAGCAUGGCAUGACAAGUGCUACUGCUUCUUUAGGUCUUAUUUGUCUUUGGGAUAUCGAAACUGGUUUAAGUUUGAUUGAUAAGUAUAUGUAUUCUACCGAUGAUCAUAUCAAGGCAGGUGCUUUGCUCGGUAUCGGUAUUUUGAAUUCCGGUGUACGUGAAGAAUCAGAUCCCGCUUUGGCCUUGUUAUCCGAGCAUUUAGAAACCGGUAGCCUUGCUGUCAAGCAAUCUGCUAUCUUUGGUCUCGGUCUCGCUUAUGCUGGUUCUGCCCGUGAAGAAGUUUCAGAGUUGCUUUUGCCUAUUGUCAGUGACACCAACUUGGCCAUGGAGCUUUCUUCAUUAGCUGCUUUGGCUCUUGGUUUAGUCUUUGUCGGAUCUUGUGAUGGAGAUAUUACCAGUACCAUUUUACAAACCAUGAUGGAGCGUGAGGAUGUAGAACUCAAGGAUACCUGGUCUCGUUUCAUGGCCCUGGGUCUUGGUCUUUUGUACCUUGGUAAGCAGGAUGCUUCUGAAGCCACUUUGGAAACUUUAAAGGCUAUUGAACAUCCUCUUGGUAAGGAAGCCGAGGUUUUGGUCGAGGCAUUAUCUUACGCUGGUACCGGAAACGUUUUGAAGGUUCAAAAGAUGCUUCAUAUGUGUAAUGAUCAUUUGGAUAAGGAUAAGGAGGAUGAUACAUUCCAAGGUUUUGCUACUCUUGGUGUUGCCUUGAUUGCCAUGGGCGAAGAAGUUGGUUCUGAAAUGUCUUUGCGUACAUUCAACCAUUUGAUGCAUUAUGGUGAGCCCGUGAUUAGAAAGACAGUUCCAUUGGCAUAUGGUCUUUUAUGUGCAUCCAACCCCCAAGUCUCUAUCCUUGAUACACUCAGUAAAUACUCUCACGACAAUGAUAGUGAAGUUGCCAUUAGUGCUAUUUUUGCUAUGGGUCUUGUAGGUGCUGGUACUAACAAUGCUCGUCUCGCACAAAUGUUGAGACAACUUGCCAGUUUCUAUCAUAAGGAAGCAUCCAGUCUGUUUAUGGUCCGUAUUGCUCAAGGUCUUUUACACAUGGCUAAGGGUACGAUGACAUUAAAUCCUUUCCAUACCGAUCGUCAAAUCAUGUCCCCUGUUGCUAUUGCUGGUUUAAUGACCAGUAUUAUUGCCUUCACUGACCAUAAAGCUUUCAUUUUUGGUAAGUACCAUUACUUAUUGUAUUCACUUGUGACUGCAAUGUAUCCUCGUUUCUUGAUCACAUUUGAUGAAAAUGUCGAGAGCCUACCCGCUACUGUUCGUGUGGGUCAAGCUGUUGAUGUUGUUGGACAAGCUGGUCGACCAAAGACCAUCACUGGUUUCCAAACACAUUCCACACCUGUGCUUCUUGCUCACUCAGAGCGUGCUGAACUUGCAACUGAAGAAUACAUACCUUUGGCACCUGUUUUGGAAGGCAUUGUACUUUUAAGAAAGAACCCUGAUUAUAUGGAAGAAGAUAAAGAAUAAUUUACAAUUUUUUUUGGGGGGUCCAUAUUAUACAUAAACAGUAAAAGAAAAGAUUUAUUAAAAAGAAAGAAAAAUAGUACAUUUUAAAAAAAA
Molecule: messenger RNA, 2799 nt
Organism: Mucor mucedo
Lineage: Eukaryota; Fungi; Mucoromycota; Mucoromycetes; Mucorales; Mucoraceae
Product: armadillo-type protein
Exons: 9
Coding region: 52-2706 (884 amino acids)
Biological process (GO): proteasome-mediated ubiquitin-dependent protein catabolic process; regulation of protein catabolic process
Cellular component (GO): nucleus; proteasome storage granule; proteasome regulatory particle, base subcomplex
Molecular function (GO): enzyme regulator activity
Source: RefSeq, a predicted model, not a curated record